This is a messenger RNA of Thunnus maccoyii (southern bluefin tuna), 3382 nucleotides long. RefSeq names its product Ras association domain family member 8b (gene rassf8b). The record is from RefSeq and is a predicted model, not a curated record. Lineage: Eukaryota; Metazoa; Chordata; Actinopteri; Scombriformes; Scombridae. Gene Ontology annotation, biological process: signal transduction. The coding region runs from base 740 to 2047 and encodes 435 amino acids. The transcript is spliced from 9 exons.
UCUUAUUACGUCUUAUUACAGCAUAAUUUAGGUGUAUGGUGUCUUAACUGUUUGUUUACUGUCUAACACACUAUUUUUAGUUUUUGUCUAUUUGACACAGAGUAUGGGUUAUUACGUCUUACUAGUGUGCCGUAAAAUAAAGUGCGACCGUUUCUUUUUUCUUUAUGGACACAAUAUGACCCUGGCGAAACUGUUUUGAUCUGAACACACGUGUAACCGCCCGCUACAUAAGUGCCAUUGCCCACACACGUCUCAGUGUGAUCUAUCCCGGGGUCCAUUUGCGUCGCCAGUGCAUUGCAGCUUUAACCGGUCCAUCAUGCCUUGCGGUGUCCCAGUUCUGUUCCGAUGUAAUUUACAAGCUCUCCGGACUGCCUCACUUCAAUGAUGGGCAGAGGGGCAGAAUAACACACAGAGCAGCAGAUGUUGAAAGCUCCGCGUCGGAUGCGCGGUGACCGGACAGACGCGUGUUUACAUCCGCACGGUUUAUCACAGUCCUACAGGCGGGGGUGAGGUCUGAUGCAGGCGCGUAUCCGCACAGUAUAAACAGGAUCUCCCGCAUGUUGCCCGCAUACCAUGCAGCGGAAAGUAUCGGAUUUUACACUGAGGAGAAAUACUGAAGCUACGGGACAAGAGGAGAGUUUUACAUGCUCUGACACACAGUGAUCUGCGGCUGAACAGAGGAUGGACAAAGAAACAGUUUUAGCACCCCCCUGUGGUGUGGCGGAAUGAGGGCCUCUGGAUGAAGGCCAUGGAGCUGAAAGUGUGGGUGGACGGAGUGCAGCGCAUCGUGUGCGGGGUCACGGAGUUCACCACAUGCCAGGAAGUGGUCAUUGCUCUGGCACAAGCCAUUGGACGCACCGGAAGAUACACUUUGAUUGAGAAAUGGCGGGACACGGAGCGUCACUUGGCUCCUCAUGAGAAUCCAGUGGUGUCCCUCAACAAGUGGGGUCAGUAUGCUAGUGACGUUCAGCUCAUCCUCCAACGAACAGGCCCGUCCGUUAGUGAGCGGCCAACCUCUGACGGGCAGUCUCGCGUCCCAGAGCGUGGCCUCUACAGGCAGAGCCUCCCGCCUCUGGCCAAGCUCCGCCCCUCAGCAGCAGACCGCUCGCUCAAACGAAGGGAACCCAAACGCAAGUCUCUGACCUUCACUGGAGGAGCCAAGGGUCUGCGGGACAUAUUUGGGAAAAGCAGAGACGCUGAAGCCAAACAGACCCAGCACCGUGGUGUGAGCCUGAACCUGAGCAGAGUUGGAGGUGGUGGGGUAGCAUCUGUACCUGGGAGUCCAGCCAGAGAGCUGAGCCGACUGGUGCAGCUGCAGAGAGACAAACUCCAGGCCCUGGAGAGCCGUCUGCUGGGCUGUGAGGCCGAGCUACGAGAUUGGGAGGAGGCCGCCGGUGAGGCCAAUGAAGAAGGAAACCUGGAGGAGGAGCUGCUGCUUUUAGAGCAGCAGGUGAGGAGGAAUGAUACUGAGAUGAAGGAGGAGGAAUUCUGGCAGAACGAGCUGCAGAUCGAGCAGGAGAGCGAGCGGCAACUCCGGCAACAGCUAGCCGAGCUGCAGGGCCGCGUACGUGACUCUGAGGCCAAGCUUUCAGAGUACCUAGCUCGCAUACAGGGCAUGGAAGCAGGCCUGGAGCAGGAGAGGCUGCAGCAGGAGGCCCAGCUCAACCAGAAAGUCAAUGAGGAGGAGGUGCAGGCUCAGCUAGAGAAAGUGAGGGCGGAGCUGGAAAUGCAGAGCCAACACACAGCACGGCUGGAGAGCAGCUGCAGGGCGUUGGAACGCUCACUUGGCCAGUCCAGCAAGAGAUUACAGGAGAAGGAGCAGGAGCUGGAGCAGCUGACAAAAGAGCUACGACAGGUCAACUUGCAGCAGUUCAUUCAGCAGACCGGUACCAAGGUCACUGUGCUGCCUGCUCAGCCUGCAGGAGAAAAUGAAGUGGACUCUGGCUCUCUUAAACGACUUGGCUCGUCACGUCUCUUACCCAACGACCUCCGCACUCUUCAAAACACCGUCUCCUCCAGCCUGAACCCCGAAGGCAUCUACGUCUGACCCAGAACUGUCCAGGAGACAUUUCCUGGAGACGUUAUUUGGACAGCAGGGUGGGCUGAUGUUACCAGGACUGUACCUAUAACUGAAUGGGCCAAAAUUUUGCCUCACAAACUGCUUAAAUGCUCUUGAGCAAGGCCCUGAAAUGAACCUUGCUCCAGGGAUGCCUCAAGUGUGGAGAUUGUUGGCAAAAACAUUACUGGAGGAUCCAUGGGGCAUCACGAAAGACGAACUAUCAUCUGUUUAGCAUCUUUCCUGCAUUGGCUCCUCUUUCAUCUUUCUGAGACUGAAACUGAUGUCAAUAUACAUUUGCAUAUAUUGACAUUUAAUCUACUAUGUGUGAAGAUUCCUCCUAAAUCAGUCUACAAAAGCUUAAUUUUCUAUAAGUUUAGAAAACUACAAGCCAGCAGAUGUAUUUUUGUUGACUGAGGAGGCAAACAGUGCAGAUAUAUUUUAUUUGUAUGCUGUAGAAAAUAUAUCAGGAUAUAAAGUUUGGACACAUAUGCAUACACAAACUAAUACAUGCACGAGCAUGCACAAACACCACACCUGUGCUAUGAGCAUAGCCAUAUUGGAUUGCCUUACUCUGGUGUUUUAAAACCAGACAUCAAUAAGUCUAAUGUUGCAACAGAACUCAAGGUAGCUACUGAACUGAACACUAUGCGCCAUAUAAAUUUACUAUAUAAAAAAAGGCUUAGCACCAAUUCAGGUGACUCCUAGGCGUAGUGACUGAUGUCAGUAAAACUCAACAUUGGCUCGAUCUUUUUUUUUUUUGAUAUUCAUUUUUUUGUUUUGAUUUGAAGAGGGAACAAAUUUGCCUCAUAUUUCCUGUGGAAAACCCAUCAUUUAAGAUAAAUUAGCUAAAAGAAAUGGAGGUAAAAACAAAUUUAAUGAGUCCAUUGAGUGAUGUCAUCAACUAUUUUUGGUGAAAUAGUUUGGCUCAAGGUUGAGUUUUAUUUUGGUUUGCAUGGUGCAAGAGCCAUUAUUCUCCUCUUUGUUUCAGUCUAACGCUUGUGUGAAUGUGAAUGGAGAAAAGCGUGAUGACAAAGAGUGACGUCAUACCCAGGUUGGCCACCGGGUGGCGACAAAACCUAUAUUAUUCAGAUAGGUGAAAGUUAACUGUGUGAAAGUUACUCCUGUUUGUCUUUAUUCAUUUUCAUGUGUCAUAUACUGUAUGUAUGACUUUGCAUAUUGUUUUGUAACAAAGCCUCAGCACUUUAGCUUUCAGUGUAUCAUCUGAGGUGCCACUUACAUUGUCGGAUGAGUGUUUGACUUGUUUCACUGUGUUCAUCAAGCAGGGACAUGCAUACUUAAAGAAUAUUGUAUUAAUACUGUUAA